AUGGUAUCUUUUCUUAAGGAUCCACGGGGUCGUUUUCCAUUACGAGUCGUGGAGACAAUUGGAGCUGCGUGGAGUAUGUUCAAAGACUCAAGUGAGUCAUCUGAUGAUGAGUUGGAAGAUGACAUGACGCGUGAAGAGAUGCUGACACGAGUUCUCGAUCUGGCAUUGCGGAAACGACGUGGUCAAAGUCGACGUAAGAGGAGCAGUAAUCUUCGAAAAGAUAUCCUCCAGACUCGCCUUAUUCGCUUUCUUUCUUGUGAUAUCAAGAAGAUCCUUAUGAUCAGAGAGAAGCGACGCUCCCUUGCUCAAGGGUACCUCAAGGGCUUGUAA
Messenger RNA from Cooperia oncophora, 330 nucleotides. The record is from the annotation of a GenBank genome assembly. NCBI's taxonomy places the organism in Eukaryota, Metazoa, Nematoda, Chromadorea, Rhabditida, Trichostrongylidae.